This is a messenger RNA of Tribolium castaneum (red flour beetle), 1157 nucleotides long. RefSeq lists its product as uncharacterized. The transcript is spliced from 5 exons. The record is from RefSeq and is a predicted model, not a curated record. The coding region runs from base 562 to 1140 and encodes 192 amino acids. Lineage: Eukaryota; Metazoa; Arthropoda; Insecta; Coleoptera; Tenebrionidae.
ACGAAAAUAAAUGAUUCAUGUUUACUCAUUACUGAUUACUGAUUAUUCCUAUAAUAAAAGAAGAACUCCAAAAAAUAGUUCAGAUAUCAGCUGCAAAAUGCUUAAAACAGGUGUUGUGGUACUUCUGUGCUCAGUUAUUUCCUUGACUGGGGCCUUGCAGUGUUACGAAUGCUCCGCAUUAAAAAACAUCGACUGCUACAGCCCCAUCAACAAGACAUCAAUUCCAAUCACAAAUUGUACUGGGAUAGGCUACCAGGAAAACACAACGUAUGAAUGUGUUGCCUAUAAGGAGCAUCAUAAUGAGACGGGCCAAGCUUUCGUCGGCCGUCAAUGUAUUAUGAGAAGUCAAUAUGACUAUUGUACUGCCUAUAAAGAAAACCGUGAAUUAUAUGGAUUCAUCGUAGAUGACUGUUUUACUUGCAAGGAAGAUUUAUGCAAUUCUGGAACAAAUGUACAAAUGAUGUUUGGCUUUUUUAGCUUUAUAUUUUUGCUUUAUGUAAUUCAAUAAAUAAUCUGGUUUGAAUUUUGAUUGAUUAAUUAAUCAAAAAUGACACGUGAAACAUGAUCCCUCAACUACUUUUUUUGGUUUUGGUUAUAUUUCGCAUUUCAGUAAAUUCGGUGCGCACUUGUUACUUCUGUGCGGACUUUUUCGAAAAUUGCGAUGCAAACGACAGAUCGGACACUCCGAAAAAAAUGAAUUGUGACACAUUUAAGGUAAACCGCGAGCAAUCAAUGCUCGAAUACUUCCGAGAGCCCAAUUUUCUCACCAAUUACGACAUUUACCACCUGUUCGGUCCAGCCCUUUCCGAGCGGAACGUCAAAAAACUUUGCAUUAAAGUGGUUUACGGCUACAAGGACCAUAAUGGGAUUUACGACGAUGGGAAGAAUUUCGUAUCAUAUCAGGAACUGAGAAAUUUGACGUUCCAGUCGUGUAUGUUCGAAAGGUUUGCGUACUAUAAAAAUGCCUGUGACUACUUUCAACAACGGAUGGGCAGGAAAAUUAAAAAUGUAUCGCUUUUCGACUUUUACCACUGCCAAACUUGCAGAAGGCACGAAUGCAACGGCCAGAGUAGAACGGGAUUUAGCUGGGAUCUUGGUUUAGUGUGUCUCAUUUUUGUGUACUUAGUAGCGAGGGACUAAUAAAUUUUUAACGAUGA